AUGGGCUCCUUAGAGGGAAGACCGAACAAAGGGAACGUGUACGAAUCCAUAAAUGGAACAACAACAAGAACAGCAAGAAGAAGAAGAAGCGACGAUAUCUUCCCGCUUGCAACAGUCCAGUGUCCGCAUGCCUCUGUGGCGGAUUAUCAACGCGUCAUGCUGAAGCAUACCAAGCGGCAGAUGUCUAUAUUCAUGGAUAUCGAUCUCGACUUGGACAUGAACGAUAAGGGAGAUGACGGCUCCGAGAUCACUAGCCUUACUUGUGGUAGCAGGACUAGUGAUAGCUGUGCUGCUGGGAGUAGUUCCAGUAGUUCCUCUUCGUCAGGGAGUGGUCGGGAUGCCAAUGGUGAUUCUGGCUCUGCUGGUGCUACUACUGCUUACCCUGCUGCGAGAGACAAUGUGGGCAGUCAUUCUACGACGUGA
Messenger RNA from Monascus purpureus, 423 nucleotides. The record is from the annotation of a GenBank genome assembly. NCBI's taxonomy places the organism in Eukaryota, Fungi, Ascomycota, Eurotiomycetes, Eurotiales, Aspergillaceae.